UUUUUUUUCCUCUCUUUCUCUCUCUCACUUACCAACUAUGUCAAUCGAUAGCACCCCCGCCUCCAACGUAUACAGUGUCCAAGGCGCUCAGGCUAAAUUCAAAGAAGGUUUAGCGCGCUUAGAUAAGGAGUUGGGUCAGUUCAAGUAUGCAAACGAAGUGGAACGAUGCACCGGUGUGCCCAAGAGUUACUUUGUUCUUGGCGCGGGAGGACUUGUCUUUUUGAUGAUUUUCUUCAACUUUGCCGGUCAGUUAAUCACAAACGCUAUCUCUUGGGUUUAUCCUGCCUACGCGUCGUUUAAAGCCAUCGAAAGCCCAGGCACUGCCGAUGACAAGCAAUGGUUGACUUACUGGACCGUGGUUGGAUUCGUUCAAAUCCUUGAAUACUUCUCUGAUAUCCUUCUGUACUGGUUCCCCUUUUACUACCUCUUCAAGACCCUUUUCGUGCUUUGGCUUACGCUUCCUCAGUUCAGAGGUGCCGAAGUGUUGUACGGCCGUUUCUUGCGACCUUUCUUGGUCAACGCACAGUCUGACAUUGACCGUCAAGCCAGCAAAAUUGGACAAAAAGUUGGCGAGGUUGCUGCCAGCUUUGGUCCUCAAGGAUCCGCCAAUAAGACCGAUUAAGUUUAUUGUAUCCAUUUGAACGUGAAAUAAAUCUGGGACAAAAUGUUAUCAAAAUUCA
Molecule: messenger RNA, 680 nt
Organism: Radiomyces spectabilis
Lineage: Eukaryota; Fungi; Mucoromycota; Mucoromycetes; Mucorales; Radiomycetaceae
Product: TB2/DP1, HVA22 family-domain-containing protein
Exons: 3
Coding region: 38-622 (194 amino acids)
Source: RefSeq, a predicted model, not a curated record